Messenger RNA from Nilaparvata lugens (brown planthopper), 4372 nucleotides. RefSeq lists its product as uncharacterized. The record is from RefSeq and is a predicted model, not a curated record. The transcript is spliced from 11 exons. NCBI's taxonomy places the organism in Eukaryota, Metazoa, Arthropoda, Insecta, Hemiptera, Delphacidae. The coding region runs from base 251 to 1975 and encodes 574 amino acids.
CUAAAAUUACAAGUGUUUUCUGUUUUGGCAUGACAUAGUAGCUAUUGCAAGAAAUCUAUUUUUCUGUAUUUUACAAAAUUUAAAUGUAAAUUCCUCUAGUAAAAGUAAAUAAUUUUUAUUCAACUAGGAUAUUUUGUUAUCAUUAGUUUUUAAUCUUUUCAUAAUAUGAAAUGUAAUCUGUUGACAGCUCUCAUACACCUUUUUAUAACCUAACUUCGGCUAAGAUUUGUUUGUAACCAAAGUUUUCAAAAUGUCAUUUUCUGGAGCUAGUUUCUUAAAAAAUCCAUCAGCCCUGGAGCAAUUACUUGAAGAAAUAAAUUUUCAAAGAACAAAAGAAAUGAGACAGCUACUUAAAGAUGAUUCAGGAUUUGUGGUGCUACAAGGCUCUUCGUAUUGGACUGAUUUGUUCGUUCGCCAUUUCCUUUUCCAAGCAGAGCACUGUAUAGAUGCUGACGACCUUCUUUUCUUUGUUAGAAAAAAACAUAUUAAGGGAACUUCAAGAUAUCUCCCAAAAUUUGAGACUGAAGUUGAUGUUUAUAGAAAAGACAGUAGAAAACUACCAAUAGGUGAUCCAGACAUGGACUGGGAAGAAACUGUAUUUCUAAAUCUAAUAAUCCAUCAAUUUGAUUAUACUUUAACUCUAGCAAUUUGUACUCGUACCUCACCAAAGCAACUACAAGUUCUAAGGAGGCACUCUCAGAAAGUCUAUGCGUCUCCUAGUAGAAGAAGGAUGGAUACCAAGGGAGAAGUAGAAGAAAUGACAUAUCCUUAUGUUUGUUUCAUGGUAGACAAUUUCAACGAGGUGUUCUCUGACAUCAUGGUGCGUGAUGGGGAAAUGGUGUGUGUUGAGCUGGUCGCUUCGGACCGCUCCGGUGACAUUCAGUCCGUCAUUUUCCUCGGCUCUAUACGAUAUGAUGCUCUGAAGAGGGUGUAUGAUGCUAGAGCAAGCAUGAGUAGUAAGGUUGCUCAUAGAAUGACCUUCGGCCUAUUCUCCAACUCUUCAACCCAAAGAGUGGAGUUUGUAAGAAUGAAAGGACCCCAAGGAAAAGGCCAUGCAGAAAUGGCUGUGACUAAGCCAAAAGGAUGUGGCGCGGAAACUCCGACCUCGGAGCCUGGCUACUGCGCCACCGACAUGUGGGACUCCGACUGGGACGAGGACCCUGAGGAAUUCUUCAUCUACAGGCAUCAAAGACGUUUGAGUGAUCCGAGUGCCAACCUGAACAACUUUGUGAGAGGAGGCUGGCGAACAAAGGCAGACAUGACAGGAAUGUCGAACAGAGCUAGGUCUGAGAACGAGGGCCUCGAUCACAUGGCAGACGGCAUGGCCGAAGUCGAAGCCGGAGAUGUGCGCGAUGAUUGUACGCGGGUCCAUUUAGCUUCUUCUUCUUCUUCCACUACUUGCUGUACCACUUCUCGUUGUGUUUGUCACGAUCAUUGCAUGGGCAUGAAACCACAAGAGCAGGUUGCCGACGCGUCGGACAGCGAUGAGGACGAGUUCCACGACUGCCUGUCGACGUCCAGCUGGGAGGGCACCGACCUGGAGGUGGGCGUCGAUGUCACUGCGUCCAGUGUCCAGGUCGCCGCCGAUUCGCCACCCAAACCCAAGUACAAGUACUCGACCAAUUCGUUGCCAAAAAACAUAAAAGACUUCAAGAACCAGCGCAUGCAGUGGCUGAAUAAACAGUAUGUGGCUCCCGCCCAGAAGAUGGCCUCUGAUGGCACCACCAUCACCUACUGGUGCGAUGUGGGCGGCCGAAAGGCGUUCGCUCGGCGGAGCCUUACUGAACUUGAUGAUGGAGCCUACAAUCCACUGUGGACUAUGCGUGGUUUCACGCAGACAUUUCACUUCUGGAAGGAAAACAAGAGAGCGCAGUCAGUUCCAUUGAAUGCAUUCCUAACAUAUGUUACGUUACCAUGGGGGAGCAUUAUUAAAGAUAUUCUAGAUCACAGAGAAGAACCAAUCCUAACGUUUUAGUAACAACUGCUCACUAAAAAUAACAUUGAUUAUUCUGUUGCUAAAGCAGAAUAUGACGUAAUUGAAACACCACGUUUGUAAUUUGACCUUGACGAAUAUCGAGAAACCUUGUGUACCUUAAAAAUUAUUCAUCUUGAAGGUAGAAUGUUGAACACUUUUAAUCUAUAAACAAUCUCCCAUUAUAAUGUGGAGAGCAUACUGCUGUUAUAGUCAGUGAAUGAAUCAUACCAUGUCAACUGGCUUAGAUCUUAAGGUGGUUCAAUGCAAUCAUUUUAUAAAUGUGUGGCUUCGAAAUUUAUAGCUCCAAGUUUACUCUAUUAUUCGAUCAAUUUCUACUGUGAUUGUCCUAUUGAAGUACCAUAUUUUCUCCUUCAAAAUUUCAAUUUGUUCAAAUUUCAAAUAAGGUUUAAUACAUUUUUUUUUUGAAAUUUUAGAACAAUUCUUUGCAAUUGCAAAUUGCAACGCAAAAGAAGCUUAAUUUAAUUUAUCCUGUUGGCCAAGCUGGCCUUUCUUAUCAUAUUUUUCAUUUAUUGGUUGAGGCAAACGCCUAGGUACAAUACUAUUAUCAUUUUAAGAAAAUUAGUGUUGAAUUUGAGAAUUCAGUUUCAGUUUUGAAUAAUUGUUUGAAACAUAUUUUACGUAGCAUUAUUUGACCUCUUAGAAUAUUCUAUUGUACCGUUGUUUUACGAGAUAUAUUAUAUACUCCACCAAAACUCCUUACCCUAACAUUCAAUUUAAUUAAUUUGUUUUUCCAAUGAGGGAGUUGGAACAGAUAUUCUAUAGUGAGGUCCACGUUAUAAUGAGAGUAUUAGAUCAACUUUGGUUCUGCUUUCCUUUUCUAUCAUUCGACAAAGCCGGUGGUACUAUCCUUUUCUAGGUCCACAACGAUGCCAAUUAUGUUUUUGACAGUGUAGAAAUAUAAUUAAUUAAUUCAGAGAAUUGGCAUCGCUAUUCUCCUAUCUUAAUCCACUGCCAUUAUAACGUGGACCUCACUAUAAAUAUUUAUGUGAAAGAACAAAUUAUACUUUUCUGUGAUUGAGUUAGAAAUCUAUUCUAUAUGAUAAAUAAGCUAGUCAUAUUUUUUGUAAACUCCAAUUUGAAGAAUAUGAGUAUAAAACGUUUAGUAAUGAUAGAAGAAUGUAGGUUCUAUCAGCACAAAUAAUUCUAUAAUUUUUAAUUUGUAUUUACAACACUAGAGUUGGAAAGUUCAUGGAUUUGGUCUCUAAGAAACCCGUGAAUCAGUAGAUUACAUAAGAUUUUGUGUGAUUUGAUACUACUCAGGUGAGUUGUUGGAAUAUUGCCCAAUAGCAAUUCCCGUGGUUUAUAGCAGUUAACCAGUGAAAUGUCCAUUUGAUAUGUUUGUUCAAUCAACUGCACUUCUAGAAGGCCCCUAGUUUUCAUUGUUUCAAAUAGCAGCUAGUGGCCAACUCCUGGUGCAGCAUCUAUAGCAUAAUUAAAUGAAAAAAAAAUGAAAAAAAUCUUCACCUAUUUUCAUCUUUAAAUACGUUAUUGUAUGAAUCAUUAUUCAAGAGUAUUCUUAAGUAGGCCUUUGCCUAAGAAACUUGGCAUUCUUAUUGAAAUGGUUGCGCAGGCCUACUAGUUUUGAAUUGCUUGCAAGAUAGAUUCUCCAUAUUUUUUACCUAAUUUAGGGAGUAUUGUUAUACAACCGCACCAUAGCUCAUCAUACUGUUUCUUUUAAUAAUAAAUAAAUAAUAAAAUAAAUUAAAGAUCAACUCCAUGAGAUUUCCAAUUAUAUCACUAUUUUGUUCAAAGAAAAUAUGUAAUAUGUAACAUUUUAUCCUUGAACGUUUAUACAGAAUUAUUACAAUUCUGAACUGGAAUGAAAAAUAUCAACUACUUAGAAUUAUAUCAAUAAUUUAAAUAUCAAUUAUUUUAAUCUAAAAUCAACUGAAUUUGUCGAAACUCGAUAACAUUUCAAUGAGUGUCUUUCUCAGAUAGUUUCUAAUUUAAAAUGUGAUUCACAAUAUUUAUCUUUAAGAUUUAUUGCAAGAAUGAACUGUAGCCCCAAAUUUUGAUAUUUGUCUGUUAAAACCCAAAGAAGUUAACCUAUCUAUGAUAUUUAAUAUUGUUAUCUUUUCUAAUAACUUUAUCCUAAUAAUAGUUAUUGCUACAUUGUAUUGAUGGUCUUGUUCUUUGUGAGUGUGCCAGUGAGUUUUAUAAAGUUACUCGUCAUAUGUGUAAAAUUAAUAAUAUUCCGUUAAAAGCAGAUAAAAUUAUUUUACAGCGACUUCAAUGUACUUGCAAACGAUUACAGAAAUUAUCUGUUGUUGAUGUACAUUUACAGUGAUUUUUAUUGUUUUACAUACAUUUUGUAAGAACUCGUCAUGUUUAUUCUAAGUUGUGAUAUUAAUAAUGGUAUAUAAUAAACAUAUAUAU